AUGUCAGCCCACUGGUACUUCGGUACCACGCACGGCAGCGGCGUAUCGGUUGAAUCUUCUGGAAGAAGGACAAUCAUCACUCUUCCAAAUCAUAUGACGAUCGUGGCUAGGGGAUCGGUGUCCUUUACCUCGACUUCCAACCGUAACCCCCCGGGUCGUCGGGGUCCUGCGCACGCUGAUGCGGAGUACCAUCGUCAUGGGCAGCGGCGACAUAGAAGUGGUAGAGGACGACCCUGGCCUGGGCGAGGGCGCGGACGUGGACGCAGGGAGCGAUACAACAGAACUGGCAGACAUGACGGACAGCAGCGAGGAGAGUUAAGCACAAAUGCACCCGGGUUGGAGGAUAGGAUUACGCUUCCGAACGGUCACGCAAGUGCUCUCGCAAUCACCAAUGCAAACACCACCAACAAGUAUGCUACGCCUUAUGAAGAUACGAUCACCACCAAUCACGACCACUAUGCUACAUUUCCUAGCACAAACGCGGAGUCGAUGACCGUCGGCCAGAUUGGCAGCGCAGCGUACGAAAAUGCAAAUACAAGUGGGAUAACUGCCGGCCUUCACGCUAUUUCAAUCUCAAAAGCCACAGUUGCUGACAGAGCACGCGCCACUACUACCGACGGUCUUUCUCACGACCCAGCGCAUAUUAUUUGUCCAAAGAACGAGGUAGACGACGCUUUGAUGUCCUGGGAUGAGACAUCUGUCAACGAGACCACGGUGGGAACUAUCAGGUCGGGGAGCACGAUGACGAUUCGUGAGCUGGUCACGAGCAAUGAUCCGGGCGCUGUCAAUGGCUUUGUUGACGGAGACCGGGAAGUGCAUCGGCCGCUGAUUGCGGACAAUGCGAGCGAUACAAGUACGCUUUGA
Messenger RNA from Aspergillus nidulans FGSC A4, 864 nucleotides. RefSeq lists its product as uncharacterized. The record is from RefSeq and is a predicted model, not a curated record. Lineage: Eukaryota; Fungi; Ascomycota; Eurotiomycetes; Eurotiales; Aspergillaceae. The transcript is spliced from 4 exons. Bases 1 to 864 code for a protein of 287 amino acids.